AUGUCUCUUUUUCUUAUUUUUCUAUUUCUUCUUCUUCUGUCGAAAAUUUUUCUCAUUCUUUUUCGUUGUUUUUUUUUUACAUGUGUUCUUUUUCUUCUUUUCUUCUUCUUUCCUUCUUUGUUUCCUUUUUCGUCUUCAUUAAAAAUUUGUGUUUUUUCUUUCGUUAUUUUUCUUCAUAUCUCUCCUUCUUCUUCUUUUUCAUCUUCUUCAGUUGAAAAGUUCGUUGUUAAUUUUUCAUCUCCCCUUCUUCUUUUUCUUCAGUUGAAAAAACGUGUUUCUCUUUGCUUCUUUUCAUCUUUUCAGUUGUUUUUAAUUUCCUUCGUUGUUAACAUCAUCCCCUUCUUCUUUUCAUCUUCUUCAGUUGAAAACGUUUUUCUCUUUGCACUUUCGUUGUUAAUUUCCUUCACAUCUCCCCUUCUUCUUUUCAUCUUCUUCAUUGAAAACGUUUUUCUCUUUGCACUUUCGUUGUUAAUUUCCUUCACAUCUCCCCUUCUUCUUUUUCAUCUUCUUCAGUUGAAAACGUUUUUCUCUUUGCCCUUUCGUUUUGAAAACGUGUUUCUCUUUGCACUUUCGUUGUUAAUUUCCUUCACAUCUCCCCUUCUUCUUUUUCAUCUUCUUCAGUUGAAAACGUGUUUCUCUUUGCCCUUUUCGUUUGUUAAUUUCCUUCACAUCUCCCCUUCUUUUUUCAUCUUCUUCAUUGAAAACGUGUUUUCUCUUUGCACUUUCGUUGUUAAUUUCCUUCAUCUCCCCUUCUUCUUUUCAUCUUCUUCAGUUGAAAACGUGUUUCUCUUUGCACUUUCGUUGUUAAUUUCCUUCACAUCUCCCUUCUUUUUUUCAUCUUCUUCAGUUGAAAACGUGUUUCUCUUUGCCCUUUCGUUGUUAAUUUCCUUCACAUCUCCCUUCUUCUUUUCAUCUUCUUUUCGUUUCUUCUUCUUUCUUGAAAACGUGUUUCUCUUUGCACUUUCGUUGUUAAUUUCCUUCACAUCUCCCCUUCUUCUUUUUCAUCUUCUUCAGUUGAAAACGUUUUCUCUUUGCCCUUUCGUUGUUAAUUUCCUUCACAUCUCCCCUUCUUCUUUUUCAUCUUCUUCAGUUGAAAACGUGUUUCUCUUUGCCCUUUCGUUGUUAAUUUCCUUCAUCUCCCUUCUUCUUUUUUUUGAAAAUCUUCUUCACUUUCGUUUUGAAAACGUGUUUCUCUUUGCCCUUUCGUUGUUAAUUUCCUUCACAUCUCCCUUCUUCUUUUCAUCUUCUUCAGUUGAAAACGUGUUUCUCUUUGCCCUUUCGUUGUUAAUUUCCUUCACAUCUCCCCUUCUUCUUUUUCAUCUUCUUCAGUUGAAAACGUGUUUCUCUUUGCCCUUUCGUUUUGAAAACGUGUUUCUCUUUGCACUUUCGUUGUUAAUUUCCUUCACAUCUCCCCUUCUUCUUUUUCAUCUUCUUCAGUUGAAAACGUUUUCUCUUUGCCCUUUCGUUGUUAAUUUCCUUUCUCCUUCUUUUCAUCUUCUUCAUCUCUCCCUUUUCGUUGUUCUUCCUUUUCAUCUUCUUCAUCUUCAGUUGAAAAACGUUUUCUCUUGCACUUUCGUUGUUAAUUUCCUUCAUCUCCCCUUCUUCUUUUUCAUCUUCUUCAUUGAAAACGUUUUUCUCUUUGCCCUUUCGUUGUUAAUUUCCUUCACAUCUCCCCUUCUUCUUUUUCAUCUUCUUCAGUUGAAAACGUUUUCUCUUUGCCCUUUCGUUGUUAAUUUCCUUCACAUCUCCCUUCUUCUUUUUUCAUCUUCUUCAGUUGAAAACGUUUUUUCUCUUUUGCACUUUCGUUUUGAAAACGUUUUCUCUUUGCCCUUUCGUUUUUUAAUUUCCUUCACAUCUCCCCUUCUUCUUUUUUCAUCUUCUUCAGUUGAAAACGUUUUCUCUUUGCCCUUUCGUUUUGAAAACGUUUGUUUCCUUCUCUUUCUUCUUUUCAUCUUCUUGUUAACGUGUUUUUGCCCUUUCGUUGUUAAUUUCCCAUCUCCCCUUUCUUUUUCAUCUUCUUCAGUUGAAAACGUGUUUCUCUUUGCCCUUUCGUUUGUUAAUUUCCUUCAUCUCCCCUUCUUCUUUUCAUCUUCUUCAUUCUUCUUGUGUUUUUUUGCACUUUCGUUUUCGUUGUUAAUUUCCUUCAUCUCCCCUUCUUCUUUUUCAUCUUCUUCAGUUGAAAACGUUUUUCUCUUUGCCCUUUCGUUGUUAAUUUCCUUCAUCUCCCCUUCUUCUUUUUCAUCUUCUUCAGUUGAAAACGUUUUUCUCUUUGCCCUUUCGUUGUUAAUCUCCUUCUUCUUUUUUCCUUCGUGUUUCACUUUCAUUUCUUCCUUCUUCUUUUUCAUCUUCUUCAUUGUUAAUUUCCUUCAUUCCCCUUCUUCUUUUGCCCUUUCGUUGAAAACGUUUUUUUCCUUUUCUUUGUUAAUUUCCCCAUCUCCUUCUUCUUUUUCAUCUUCUUCAGUUGAAAACUUUGAAAACAUUUCCUUCAUCUCCUUCUUUUCAUCUUCUUCAGUUGAAAACGUUUUUUUGUUAAUUUCCUUCUUCUCUCCCUUCUUCUUUUCAUCUUCUUCAGUUGAAAACGUGUUUCUUUUUGCACUUUCGUUGUUAAUUUCCCCUUCUUCUUCUUUUCAUCUUCUUCAGUUGAAAACGUGUUUUCUCUUUCAUCUCCCUUCUUCUUUUCAUCUUCUUCUUGAAAACGUUUUCUCUUUGCCCUUUCGUUUGUUAAUUUCCUUCACAUCUCCCUUCUUCUUUUCAUCUUCUUCAGUUGAAAACGUGUUUUUUUUCUUUGCACUUUCGUUGUUAAUUUCCUUCAUCUCCCCUUCUUCUUUUCAUCUUUUCAUCUUGAAAACUUUUUUUCUCUUUCUUUUUCAUCUUCUUUCGUUUGUUAAUUUCCUUCACAUCUCCCCUUCUUUUUCAUCUUCUUCAGUUGAAAACGUGUUUCUCUUUGCCCUUUCGUUUGUUAAUUUCUUUCAUCUCCCCUUCUUCUUUUUCAUCUUCUUCAUUGAAAACGUUUUUCUCUUUGCCCUUUCGUUGUUAAUUUCCUUCACAUCUCCCCUUCUUCUUUUCAUCUUCUUCAUUUCCUUCAUCUCCCCUUCUUCUUUUUCAUCUUCUUCAGUUGAAAACGUGUUUCUCUUUGCCCUUUCGUUGUUAAUUUCCUUCACAUCUCCCCUUCUUCUUUUUCAUCUUCUUCAGUUGAAAACGUUUUCUCUUUGCCCUUUCGUUGUUAAUUUCCUUCACAUCUCCCCUUCUUCUUUUUCAUCUUCUUCAGUUGAAAACGUUUUCUCUUUGCCCUUUCGUUUUGAAAACGUGUUUCUCUUUGCCCCCUUUCAUCUCCCCCCUUCUUCUUUUCAUCUUCUUCAGUUGAAAACGUGUUUCUCUUUUGCACUUUCGUUGUUAAUUUCCUUCAUCUCCCCUUCUUCUUUUUCAUCUUCUUCAUUGAAAACGUUUUUUCUCUUUGCACUUUCGUUGUUAAUUUCCUUCACAUCUCCCCCUUCUUUUCUUUUUCAUCUUCUUCUUGAAAACGUUUUUCUCUUUGCACUUCCGUUGUUAAUUUCCUUCACAUCUCCCCUUCUUCUUUUCAUCUUCUUCAUUGAAAACGUUUCUCUUUGCCCUUUCGUUGUUUUUCCUUUCCUUCUUCUUUUCAUCUUCUUGUUAAUUUCCUUCCCACUUUCUCCUCCUUCUUCUUUUUCAUCUUCUUCAUUGAAAACGUUGUUUCUCUUUGCCCUUUCGUUGUUAAUUUCCUUUUCCUUCUUCUUUCUCUUCUUCUUCUUUUCAUCUUCUUCAGUUGAAAACGUGUUUCUCUUUGCCCUUUUCGUUGUUAAUUUCCUUCACAUCUCCCCUUCUUCUUUUUCAUCUUCUUCAGUUGAAAACGUUGUUAAUUUUUUCUCUUUUCAUUUUUCUUUCGUUUUUGAAAACGUGUUUCUCUUUGCCCUUUCGUUUUUCUUCUUUUUUCUUUUUGCCCUUUUCGUUGUUAAUUUCCUUCACAUCUCCCCUUCUUCUUUUUCAUCUUCUUCAGUUGAAAACGUGUUUCUCUUUGCCCUUUCGUUGUUAAUUUCCUUCAUCUCCCUUCUUCUUUUUCAUCUUCUUCAGUUGAAAACGUUUUCUCUUUGCCCUUUCGUUGUUAAUUUCCUUCACAUCUCCCCUUCUUCUUUUCAUCUUCUUCAGUUGAAAACGUUUUCCUUCAUCUCCUUCUUCUUUUUCGUUGUUGAAAAUUUUCCUGCCAUCUUUCUUCUUUUUUCAUCUUCUUCAGUUGAAAACGUGUUUCUCUUUGCCCUUUUCGUUGAAUUUCCUUCUCCCCUUUUUCAUCUUUUUUUCAUCCUUCUUUUUCAUCUUCUUCAGUUGAAAACGUUUUUCUCUUUGCCCUUUCGUUUGUUAAUUUCCUUCAUCUCCCCUUCUUCUUUUUCAUCUUCUUCAGUUGAAAACGUUUUUCUCUUUGCCCUUUCGUUGUUAAUUUCCUUCACAUCUCCCCUUCUUCUUUUUCAUCUUCUUCAGUUGAAAACGUGUUUCUCUUUGCACUUUCGUUUUGAAAACGUGUUUCUCUUUGCCCUUUCGUUGUUAAUUUCCUUUCAUCUCCCCUUCUUCUUUUUCAUCUUCUUCAUUGAAAAACUUUCGUUGUUAAUUUCCUUCACAUCUCCCUUCUUCUUUUUUCUUCUUGUUGAAAAAUUUCACUUUCAUUUGUUAAUUUCAUCUCUCCUUCUUCUUUUCAUCUUCUUCAUUGAAAACGUUUUUCUCUUUGCCCUUUCUUUUGUUAAUUUCCUUCAUCUCCCCUUCUUCUUUUCAUCUUCUUCAGUUGAAAACGUGUUUCUCUUUCUUUCGUUGUUAAUUUCCUUCACAUCUUUCUUCUUUUUCAUCUUCUUCAUUGAAAACCCUUUUCUUUUCAUCUUCGUUGAAGUUUUUUUCUCUUUGCCCUUUCGUUUUUUCUUAAUUUUUAGUUCUUCAUCUUUCUUCUUUUUUCAUCUCCCUUCUUCUUUUUCUUUCUUCUUCGUUUUAAAACUUCAUUCCCCUUCUUCUUUUCAUCUUCUUCAGUUGAAAAUUUCCUUCAUCUCCCCUUCUUCUUUUCAUCUUCUUCAGUUGAAAACGUGUUUCUUUCUUUUUGCCAUCUCCUUCUUCUUUUUCUUCUUUUCGUGUUUCUUCUUUGCACUUUCGUUGUUAAUUUCCUUCAUCUCCCUUCUUCUUUUCAUCUUCUUCAGUAUUUUUCUUUCCUUUCAUCUCCCUUCUUCUUUUCAUCUUCUUCAUUUUCCGUCUUUUCUCUUUGCACUUUCGUUGUUAAUUUCCUUCACAUCUCCCUUCUUCUUUUCAUCUUCUUCAGUUGAAAACGUGUUUCUCUUUCUUUCGUUGUUAAUUUCUUCUCUCCCUUCUUCUUUUCAUCUUCUUCGUUUAAAACGUUUUCUCUUUCUUUUCUCUCAUUUAUUUCCUUCACAUCCCCUUCUUCUUUUCAUCUUCUUCAGUUACUGUUUCUCUUUGCCCUUUCUUUUGAAAACGUUUUCCUUCUCUUUACUUUCGUUGUUAAUUUCCUUCAUCUCCCCUUCUUCUUUUCAUCUUCUUCAGUUGAAAACGUGUUUUUCUUUGCUUCUUCUUGUUAAUUUCCUUUCUUCUUCUUCUUUUCUUCUUUUCCUUCGUUUUUUCUUCAAUCUAAAACAUCUUUUCCUUUCUUCUACUACGUUUUCUCUUUCUUCUUGUUUUUUCUUCUUCCCCUUCUUUUUUUCUUCUUCAGUUGAAAACGUUUUUUCCUUCUUUUACUCUUUUAAUUUCAAUCUCCCCUUCUUCUUGUCCUCUCUUCUACUACUUGCACUUUCGUUGUUAAUUUCUUCAUCUCCCCUUCUUCUUCUUCUUCAGUUCUUCUUUUUUCGUUUUAAUUUCCUUUUCCUUCUUCUUUUCAUCUUCUUCAGUUUUGUUUGUUCUUUCUUCUUCUUCUUUCCUUCCCAUCUCCCCUUCUUCUUUUCAUCUUCUUCAUUGAAAACUUUUUCUCUUUUACUUUCGUUGUUAAUUUCCUUCAUCUCCCCUUCUUCUUUUCAUCUUCUUCUUGAAAACGUUUUUCUUUCUUUUCUUUUUUCUUCUUCCUUCUUCUUCUUCUUCUUCUUUUCAUCUUAA
This is a messenger RNA of Acanthosepion pharaonis, 6090 nucleotides long. Lineage: Eukaryota; Metazoa; Mollusca; Cephalopoda; Sepiida; Sepiidae. The record is from the annotation of a GenBank genome assembly.